Serinus canaria (Common canary) is the source of this 1490-nucleotide messenger RNA. RefSeq names its product prostaglandin E synthase 3 (gene PTGES3). Gene Ontology annotation, cellular component: cytosol; nucleus. Gene Ontology annotation, biological process: telomere maintenance via telomerase; protein folding; telomerase holoenzyme complex assembly. NCBI's taxonomy places the organism in Eukaryota, Metazoa, Chordata, Aves, Passeriformes, Fringillidae. The transcript has 8 exons. The coding region runs from base 343 to 825 and encodes 160 amino acids. Gene Ontology annotation, molecular function: protein-folding chaperone binding; prostaglandin-E synthase activity; Hsp90 protein binding. The record is from RefSeq and is a predicted model, not a curated record.
GCAACGGGGCGGGAGCGCGCGCGGCCGCGCACGCGCGGUUGGCGGCGGCGGGAGGGAGCGGGGGGAGGAGGCGGCGGCGGCGCGCGCGCGGCGCGCGGGGAUUUUGCUGCGUCACCACGGGCCGAGCGCUGCGCGGGGCAUUGUGGGAGCGAGGCCGCGCCGAGCCCCGAGCCCGCCCGGAGCCACCGGAGCCGCCACCGGAACCCCCCCCCGGAGCCCUCCCGGUACCCUCCCGGCACCGCCCGAUCGCCACCGCGCCUCACCAACACAACCCGCGACACCGCCCGGAGCCCCCCGAGCCGCACCCCGCAGGAGCGCCCGCCGGAGCUGUCGCCAUCCGCCAUGCAGCCUGCCUCUGCAAAGUGGUACGACCGGAGGGACUACGUCUUUAUUGAGUUCUGUGUUGAAGACAGCAAAGACGUCAAUGUAAAUUUUGAAAAGUCCAAACUCACGUUCAGUUGUCUUGGAGGAAGUGAUAACUUUAAACAUUUAAAUGAAAUCGAUCUUUUUAAUAAUAUCGAUCCAAAUGAAUCAAAGCAUAAAAGAACAGACAGAUCCAUCUUGUGUUGUUUACGAAAAGGAGAGUCUGGUCAGGCAUGGCCAAGGUUAACAAAAGAGAGGGCAAAGCUCAACUGGCUCAGCGUGGACUUCAACAACUGGAAAGACUGGGAAGAUGAUUCAGAUGAAGACAUGUCCAAUUUUGAUCGCUUUUCCGAGAUGAUGAACAACAUGGGAGGAGACGACGACGUAGACUUGCCAGAAGUAGAUGGGGCAGAUGAUGACUCACCAGACAGUGACGAUGAAAAAAUGCCGGAUCUGGAGUAAGGCAAAGCGUCGUCUUCAGGGUUUUGGGGAAAGAAGUUCAUCACAACAUUUCAUAAUUGAGAUAAGAAUUCCUGAGUUGAUAGCCCUAAAGGGAGAUCCUGCAUCCUUUAACCCAUUUUCAGUCCAUUUUAAAUGGCUUCACUGAUGGUAGGUGUGUCCCAUGGCACGGGGCGGUCUUAAAGCCACGAGAGGCAAUAACAGUUAUGCAUGAACCAUUUUCCAGACUUCCAAAAGAAAAAAAGAGAGAAAAAAAAAACCAAACCAACCCAAUUGAGGUGUAGGCAAUCCGUUGAGAACAGUUGCAAUAAAGUUUACAGAGCCUCCUUGCCUCGUAGCAGAGAACCUGAAUUAACAAUGAGUGGUUCAAAUGAGCUUUUUUUCUUUUUUUCCUCCCUCUCUCCACGGCCUGAAAUUGUUGAUUUAUACAGGGAACAAAACAAAUGUUGUCAUUGGCUCCCCAAAAAAAAAAAAAAAAAAAUAAAUCCAGCAGGUGAGGCACAUCCCCUCUGUGGUGUCUUAAAAAAAAGUUCAUGUUAUUAAAAAAAAAAAAGGAAAACUUCCAGAUUCUCCUGGUUUUUGGUGUUGGAGCCCCCGAGCGGUGCCGGUGGCCGGAGGCUGCCCCUGGUCCCGUGUGACCCCAGACCUUUUCCACCUCCUCCUCCUCC